AUGACGAUGAUGGACGACGUUUACGAUUCUGAUGAUGUAUGCAAUGCUUCUCCUCGCCUUCAACCUACAAAAAUCGAUUAUAGACCCCAUGUCACCCCUCCGCCUUUCUUAAAAGAGCCGGACUCACCGGGCAAGCGAAGUGCUGGGGGACGUGAUCCCGACCCACAACUUGCCCAUGAGCUUGGACAGAAACCUCUACCAACCGAUUCGCCGCGUGAAUCUAGUAGCCCCGAUAACUACCGUGAUGUGGACGAGGCGGGAAAUGCCCAGGAUACUUCGAUGUCAGAUGUUCAUACCUCCUGCGCGCGACAAACAGCCCAACAUGCCUUGAAUUUAAUUCUGCAGGAUGAUGACAUGCAAGGGGAGCCCCAGAAACUAGGCGCGAAAGUAGAGAGGUCGUUUGGCGAAGAGUUGCGGGCACCGUCGCGGCCGCCAUAUUUUUUAGAGCCUCAGGCCUCUCCACAACAUCUACAGAGCCCCAUGAUUUCCUCCCCGAUAGAUAAAGAUAUUGCGAACUGGUCUCGGCUUAAAAAACUACCGAUAUCGAUACCGGAAUCUCAGCCGCGUGUGAGACGCAUUGAAUGGUCAUCUCGGUCCAAUAAACGCGGUUCCGCUUCACACGCAAAUGUACACUCACAGAACCGUCCAUUCUACUGUCCGGUAAAAGGCUGUCCGCGCGGCGAAGGCGGGAAAGGCUUCAAGCGCAAAAAUGAAAUGAAACGCCAUGGCCUCGUCCACGACUCGCCGGGUUAUGUAUGCCCAUUCUGCCCAGAUCAGCAACACACCUAUCCGCGCCCGGAUAAUUUACAGAGACAUGUCCGGGUACACCAUGUAGACAAAGACCGCGAAGACCCCGAACUAAGACGAGUCCUUGCUCAGCGACCGGAAGGCGGCAUGCGGGGCAGACGACGCCGCAACGGAGUUCAGUAG
Blastomyces gilchristii SLH14081 is the source of this 930-nucleotide messenger RNA. RefSeq names its product C2H2 type zinc finger domain-containing protein. Lineage: Eukaryota; Fungi; Ascomycota; Eurotiomycetes; Onygenales; Ajellomycetaceae. The coding region runs from base 1 to 930 and encodes 309 amino acids. Gene Ontology annotation, cellular component: nucleus. The record is from RefSeq and is a predicted model, not a curated record. The transcript has 5 exons. Gene Ontology annotation, biological process: regulation of transcription by RNA polymerase II.